AGUCAAGGGGAAACUGUGUCAUGACUGUGAAUUGUGAAUGCAAGCAAGGCCCAGAUAGGGCUAUGCUAAUGCGGUAGACAAAAUGGCGACGGCGGAAAAGAAAAAGCUGACAGAUCUUCGUGUAAUUGACCUUAAAUGUGAACUUGAGAAAAGAAAUCUCGAUAAAACAGGUGUGAAAUCAGUUCUGAUUGAACGACUUCAAAAGGCAAUUGAAACUGAAGGUAAAGAUCCUAACAGCUUUGAGUUUGAAGUCAUAGAAACUCCUAAGAAGCCUGCUAGUGCUGGGAAGUCGAAAAUGGAAGAAAACGGAGAUAGUAAUACUGAAAAGGCAGCUGAUGAGGAGGAACUGCUGGCUAUUGAGGCUGACCAGGUCAAUAACGCUGGAGAUGCUAUGGAAGAAGGUUUACCUGUUCAGGACAAACCUUUGCCUCAGCCUGAUGAGCUGAAUGCAGAAGACAAGACUGGAACUAUUGGUGGCCCUUCUGUUGGUCAGGAAGAAGUGCCCCUCAAUGAUGAGAAUGAUGUCGAGGCUGCUGCAGAAGAUGAAGCUGCUUUGAUGGAUGAUGCUAAUGUCCCAGAUGAAUUGAUGGAGGUACCUGAGGAGUUUGAAGAAGGUGAUGAGUUUGAUGUAGAAGGCAACCCUGAUGAUGAAGCUCUAGAUGAACAGCCAGAUCUGUUGGAAGACCCUGUUCACAGCACCGAAGAUAGUGGUGCUACAAACAUUAUCGCUGAGACUGUCGAACGUGAAUUAGCAAAGGAGGAACCUCUCCUUGCAGUGGCAGAGCCUUCAUCGACUGAUCAGAAAGCGGACGAUCCUGUAUCAGCUGAAGCGGACUCUGGCAGUGCAGGCGAAAACAACUCCAGUUCUCUCAGUGCAAGUGUGGCUACACCUACACCAAAAACCCCUGCGUCUGCAGGUUCGGCUAAUGUCCCGGCGGUUCCCUCUAAGGGAGAGAAUGCAUCCUCUGGACUUUAUGAAGGUGGAGACGACUCGUUUGUAGUUCAAGUAGACGAUACGGUGCUGAAUGAUAUAGACUCUGAUCUCCUAGACUCGACACAGUCUGGUGAUGGGAAACCUGCGGAAGCUGCACCUGCAGACGGAGUGGUGAGCCAGGCAGAGGAAGUGAAGAAGGAAGAGCCUGCGGCAAGUAAUGAGACAUCUACCGCUGACCCAGAGGUGGCUGCUGCUAAGACGAGUGAGAAGACUGACCCAAAGGACACAGCCAGCAAGCAAGCAACUGCAAGUAAAGAUGAAAAAGAUGGGAAAACUGCAGUCAAGAGCGGUCCUGCAAAACCAGUCAAGAAGGAUGAGAAAACCUCCCAGAGCAGUCGCAAUCUGUGGGUGAGUGGACUGUCUUCAAGCACAAGGGCCACAGACCUCAAGACACUGUUCAGCAAGCAUGGCAAAGUAAUUGGCGCUAAAGUGGUGACGAAUGCUAGAUGUCCUGGUUCUCGGUGCUAUGGUUUUGUUACCAUGGGAUCUGCAGAUGAAGCUACAAAAUGUAUUCAACACCUUCAUCGCACAGAACUUCAUGGUCGCAUGAUUUCUGUAGAAAGGGCAAAGACAGAGCCUCAGGGAGCAAAGGCUGUGGCUAAAGUUCUUCCUCCCAGUGGUAUCAAGUCCCCCUCGAAGCCUAACAGCAGGCCAGUAUCCAGAAGAAGUGACCCAAAGAGUGCUCCCGCCCGUAAGGAGGAGGCGAAAGAGGGUGAGAAAAAGGAAGGUGUUAAAGACAAAGAACCAGGCAAAGACACUGCAGAAAAAGAUGGGAAAGAGGAGAAAGGGGAAGAGUCGCGGAGUCAUUCACGCCAUAGAAGCAAUGAUCGAAGGCGUUCACCUAGCAGUGAUGGCCACAGAAGAAUAUCAAGGGACAGGUCUGACCUGUCAGACAAAGCAAGACGGGAAUUGGAUGUUCUAUCCUUUGAAAAAAUAAAGGCUGAAAGAGACCGAAUGAGGCUUAGAAACAAAGAAAUGUUUCUUCGCCAUGAAGAACGUAGACGUCAGCUGGGCAUAGAGCGAGAGCAUUACAAACAGCAACUUGUCGAGAAACGCCUUGGAGAAGAAGGACUCAAAUUAGAGCGAGAGAGGCGCAGACUUAGGGAAAUGAGGGAAGAACUGGAGCGUGAAAGGAUGGAAACAGAGCGCCUGAAGCUGGAGACAGAACGUUUACAGAUUGAAAGAGAACAGGAAAGUUACAGAAGAGAACAACAAAGGGUUCUUCAAGAUCGGCGCCCUCUCAAACGUCAUCUGGAUCGUGGUUCUAGAGAUGAAGAAUGGUCAGGCAGCAAACGACCGAACGAACGUUACCAAUCAGACGGACGACCACCUCGUUAUGAAAGAAAAGCAGAACGUUUUGAAAGACGUGAACAAGAAAGACCACCUCGAUAUGAAAACCGAAGAGAGGAGAGACCAGCUCGCCAUGAGAGAUAUGAAGAACGUGAGCGAGGUGGGCGAGAAAGGGAGCCAAGAGAAAGGGAAUACAGGAGCCGGGAAGACCACCGAUCCGGUUAUAGGGAAGAGAGGCCAAGAGAGCCCCGAUCAUCACGGGAGGAGAGAGUGUCAGGCCGAGACUCUGCCCGAGGGCCGCAGAGGCAUGAAUCCAGGUCUGAAUGGAAGUCUGAACGAGAGACGAGAGGUGGGUCUGGCGGGAGUUCGAGCAUCUGGAACGGUCCGGUGGAUCGCGAGAUGGAGAGUGGCUGGAGCCAGAGUGGCAUGACCGCGGCUAGCUUGACUCCAGCGGAGGGCUGGGAGAGCGGCGGGGUUGUCAUGUCACAGCCGGGAGGGAGUUUCACCAUGCAGCAGGGACCCAUGAUGGCCAGCGGGAUGGGAGCAGGACCUGUGUUCAUUGCUCAGCCCGCCAUGCAGGGCCCGCCAGUCAUGAUGCAGGGCAGCCUGAGUCGUCAGGGAGACGGACGCUACAGCAUGACCACAAGCACUGUGCGCAGAUUUUAAGGACUUGUGUUCUCUGGCGCAAUCCUUCUUUUAUGGAUCAGGGUCUUUUUAAACGUUUUUAUUCUUGCCCUGAAACAUUCUCUGUGCUAAUACUGUGGUCUAUGCCGAACAUCCCACCACUUAUUGUCCUGGUUUUUCCCAGUCAUAUGUAAGAAUUUUAGCAGGGGGGAGGGGGGUGCUUAUCAUAAUAAAAAUGUUGGAAUCGUUACAUUUUCUAGCAGUCAUUUUAGUGCCUGUGGCUUACAUAGGUUCCCAACGAGUAUCAUUUGUGUGGCUUUAUGUUGUGGGUGGGUAGGAGGUAUAGGACUUUGAUCCUCCUCUUGUGUCAAGUCAUUGGAAACUUUGCUCUACCCUACUAGAAUACUCAUCCUCACCCACAUUUCCUUGUUAGACACAGUGCUGAUUCACUCUUUUGGCUGGGCACCAUUGCCUAACAUCUGCAUUUGUUGCCAUUUUAUCACCGAAAAGUUGCCACAAAAAUGGCAAAAGUUGUCAUAAAAUUUGCCAAUAAUUUUCAAGCUUUCAACUCUCUGACGACAAAUAUAGCAAUAUGUUGAUAGAGUUAUUUUAAUCUAAAGCAUCAGAAUUUCUUGUGUUCUGUUUCAAGCAUCCAGAAAAUCAUUUGUAGCCACACAAAGUAUAAAAGCCUGAAAAAUAAAGGUUUCACAACAGAAUGAAAUCAAAAUUAGAAUAGAACAUUAACGACCACAAAAAUUAACACAGGGAUGCCAAAUCUCCGGUUUUUCCAUUUUUUUCAUACACUUGCAAAGGAAAGGUGAAUGGUGAGAGAAACGUUUUUGAUUGCUCAUUUAAAGAUUUUACAAGGUUCGUUUUAGGUGAGGUGUGAUGCUGUGCUCAUUUUCAGGUUUUUUGUUUUCAAAAAUCAUUUGGCAUCCCUGUUAACAAAUAAGGGCGUGUGUCCACCUGUCCGAAGAGUGGCUGUUUUAAACCUAAACAUGUGUUAUUCAAGAAAAAGUACAGGAUAUUACAUGUAAAUUGUGGAAUCACACACAAGGGGCCUGCCAGUGUCAGUACAUGUACAUGAUGUAUUCGGUUUUGGUGGAGACACGCUCUCACAUAACGCAUUCUUUUUUUUAAAGGUAAGAACAUCAAAUUAAAUUAUAUUGACAUUACGAUAACACAAAAAAUAGGAUACCCAUCAGAACAAUAACAAGAAAGGAAAAUAACACACCAGCAAAUUAAAACACAACAAAGAGAGAAAAAUAGAAGAAAAACAGCAAUAUAAAUAGUAUAUAAUGUACAAGACUUUUUUUCACAUGAAAAGAACAAACGUGGGGUCAGCAAGUAAGAAAGAGAAGUGAAACGGAAGUGAAAAUAAACUUUCUUUCUAUAAAUAAGUAAAGAGGUUGGUUUUCUUUUUUGUUUCUUUUUAGUUUUUUAUACCCCGUUUUUUUUCGAUUUUAUUCCCCUAUAGUGUGGUUUUUUGAAAAAUGCAAAAAAUCGCCACAAACGUAGAUGCUAGCAUUGCAUAAUGGGUUGUGGACCACACCAGGCACUUUUACCUCCGACAUUAUUUUUCUUGCCAGGGUCUAAGUUUUCAUGUUAUCUCGGAGAGGAGGGGCAGUGGGGUGGGACUUUAGAUGCCUUGAGACUGGAUGACUAGCAUAUAUUCAGACCAAUUGUAAAGGCUACUUUGAUCUUUUUCCAUACCCGGUUCAUAGACCUGCCAUACUGGGAUCACCCCUGUUGGUUUCAAAAUGAGGGGAAAUUAUGUUGACUUGUUCAUGAGCUGUUCCUUAUUGUUUGGCCACUUAACAUGAAGCAGCUCUUUCUACACAACAGAACACAGAAACCUAAGGUGGAGACCAUGAUAUUGCCUAAUGGUUACUGCUGUUGAACUGGCUCGCACUGGAUUUUGAAAAACUUUUAAUGAAUAUUUUCUCUUUUUGUCAGCUGUUUAUUGGAAUCUGAUUCAAGGAGAUGAAGAACAAAGCGUUAAAAGUCUGAACAUUUCCAUGGUUACAAUGUUACUGUGUUGCUUUAAUUCCUGACUCCAUUUCCGUUGUAUGUUGGUGAAGGGAGAGAGAAAUUUGUGGCCAAUGUGCUCUGUGUUUGUCAUAAUGUUGUGAAAAGGAAAAAUGUGUAAAUAUUAGCCAUUGGUGAUAAGAAAGAUUGUUUUAUAUUGUUUUGUUUGAGGUUUUCUUUCCCAGUGUGUGUAGACGCAAAGAUUGUCACCAAAUAUUGCUUGGUGUGUCAGAAUGCUGUUUCAUCAAAUUGUCCACCAUUGAUAUUUUUCAUUGUUUUUGUAUGGAAGCAUCAUUAAAGAAAAUGGCACAUCUUUA
Molecule: messenger RNA, 5253 nt
Organism: Aplysia californica (California sea hare)
Lineage: Eukaryota; Metazoa; Mollusca; Gastropoda; Aplysiida; Aplysiidae
Product: scaffold attachment factor B2
Exons: 18
Coding region: 83-2950 (955 amino acids)
Biological process (GO): regulation of transcription by RNA polymerase II; regulation of mRNA processing
Cellular component (GO): nucleus
Molecular function (GO): sequence-specific DNA binding; RNA binding
Source: RefSeq, a predicted model, not a curated record